This is a messenger RNA of Brassicogethes aeneus, 3562 nucleotides long. The record is from the annotation of a GenBank genome assembly. NCBI's taxonomy places the organism in Eukaryota, Metazoa, Arthropoda, Insecta, Coleoptera, Nitidulidae.
CGAAUGCUAGGUGGUGUUGACCAUCCUUAAGAUACCUCUUUCUCGUUUGUUUAUGUCUGAAUAACCUUAGCAAGCCUUAGUCAAGGACGUUCGCCAGCACUUCAGUUUAGUGAAGCAUCUGCAUUUAGAUGUGAUAGUUAAUGAAUCAUUUUCUCAAAGACUUAUUCAAUAGUGAGUGUCCUGUGUUGAAAUAAUGACUGAUUUCAGUGAAAUUUGCAAAAUUUCCGAGCAGAUUUUGAUGUGAUGUUGGAAAGUUGGACAUUUCGCCGCUCCUUCUGAACGUACUGACCUGACUGACAAUGCUGUUCAUAGAAAAUCAUACUUAAUAUGUCCCUAUAUGCUGGAAUACUGUUCAUCGUUUUCCAUUACUUGAUAUUGACCAAUGGAAAUAAAAUCAAACAAGAUUUUAGGUUUAUAUCUCAUCAGGACUUAAUUUCAACCAUUAGGAGAUUUACUAGUGACCAAAUAACUGACUACUCUCAGAUGCUUUUUGAUGUUUCCAGGCAUGAAAUCCUAAUUGGGGCCAAAAACAACUUGUUUCGCCUUAAGUUCGACAAGCUUGAGGUAAUAGAGCAGGAAGAAUGGAGUCCGCCUUUGGAGAAAAAACAACAGUGCAUCGCGAAGGGUGGCAGCGAGGAAAAUUGCCAUAACUACAUAAAGGUCCUCUUAACGAAUGGCACGCACAUAUUUGCCUGCGGGACCAACGCUUUCUCGCCGAAAUGCUCUUGGAGGAACCCCAACAGAAUAUCCGAAGUGGAUGAGUGGGUCGAUGGUACAGCGAAAUGCCCAUACAACCCAUCGUCGAAUAUUACUGGGUUCAUUUCCGAUAAUGGAGAGUACUACUUUGGAGGGCCGUCCAAUUUGGUGGGGUCGGAUUCUUUGAUAUCGAAGAAUAUAGGGAAGCACAAGCACGUGCGCACAAGGCAUUCCGAUGGGUUUUGGUUGAAUGAACCCCAGUUUGUUGGAAGUUUCGAGAAUGAGAACUAUGUGUACUUUUUAUUCCGCGAAACGGCUGUAGAGUACAUUAACUGUGGAAAGAUUAUUUAUUCGAGAAUAGCGAGAGUUUGUAAAAACGAUGCAGGCGGGACCAUAACAAGUCGCGAUAACUGGACCACGUUCAUUAAGGCCAGGCUGAAUUGCUCCAUAAGUGGAGAGUAUCCCUUUUAUUUCCACGAAAUUCAAAGCAUGACGUACGUGGCCGAAGAGAACGUAGCCUACGCCACUUUUACAACUCCCAGUAACAGCAUAGCGGGGGCGGCCGUAUGCGCUUUCAACAUGACAUCAAUAAAUGAGGCGUUUUCUGGAAAUUUCAAAGUUCGACCUCAUAGUGGAAGCGCUUGGGUGACGCAGCCGAAUCGACACCAGGAGCAUUUCGAAUGCAGAUCGCCCGUAUUGGAUAGCUAUGUGGAAAUGGAGGUUUCCAAAUAUCAAUUAAUGGAUAAUGCCGUGCAAGCCACCACUUUGAAUCCUUUGUAUGUGGGCGAGUUGGAGAGGUUCACUCAUAUAACUGUCGAUGUGUUGUCAACCAAAUUGCAGAGCUCGUUGCAUGUUAUCUAUAUUUCGACUCUAGAAGGGUUGAUUAAGAAGCUGAUUGUGCCUCCCGGUCACCAUAAGGCUUGCGUGGUGGAAAUAUGGGAAACCAAAAGCGAUUCAAUAAAAAACAUGCGAUUCUUGAAGAUCACAAACUCCAUAUACCUCACUACAAAGCAGGGUUUAAUGCAAAUACCAGCGGAACAUUGCAGACGACACAAAUCAAAGGAGAGUUGUAUGAACGCGAUGGAUCCUUACUGCGGUUGGAACGAACGGAACGAGGUGUGCUCCACACCGCCAAAAGACAACCCUCACGAUAUGAUAUGGCAACAGUCCGUCACCUCGUGUCCUGUUUUGGACAGUCCAGUGGAUGGAGGUUGGUCCAGUUGGUCGAGAUGGGAGCAAUGCUCCCACAAAAUUGAUGCUUAUGACGACUCCGGAACCUGCUUUUGCAAGGUGAGGCAAUGCAACAACCCUGCUCCAGCAAAUGGCGGGUACCCUUGCACGGGACCUUCGAUUAUGGUGAGCAACUGUACAGUCCAUGGAGGUUGGUCCGAUUGGUCCGCUUGGUCGGCCUGUUCUGCCUCUUGCGGAGAGGCGGUUAAAACCAGAAGUAGAUCGUGCACGAACCCUGCGCCUGCUCAUGGUGGUAGAGUUUGCGUGGGGCAAGAUAGAGCUGAAGCUAAUUGCUCCGAGCUACCGCCUUGUCCGGCAGAUCCAGUUAAUGGUAGAUGGGGGGAAUGGAGCGAAUGGUCUACGUGCGUUCACUCCUACAAAAAUCGUACGAGAGAAUGCGAUUCUCCCGCGCCUAGAAACGGCGGCCAUCACUGUAUAGGAAACAACAUGGAGUACACUAAAUGUGACCACAGCAGUACGACUCAUAGUUGCAAAACAGAACGCAAAUCCGUAACCAACACAACUGAUUGGGUAACGAUUAAUAACACAGUGUAUAAAUAUCAAAAAAGGUUCACUAUUACAUGCCGAGCUAACGUGGUAGCAGCAAGUCAUAUAAGGCUUAAUAUCGAAGAAGAUAUAAAAUACUGUACAAGCGAUUCAUGCAACAGCGAGUGGUCGGAGUGUUCAGCAUCCUGCGGAGGUGGUAUCCAACGCAGAAAAAAACCUUGCAAGGGUCAAAGAUGCACCGAAACUAAAGCUUGUAAUGUGCACCCGUGCGAAGAACAUUGGACGCGUUGGUCUGAUUGGUCCCCCUGCAACAAUACAUGUGGCAUAGGGUACCAAACCAGGACCAGAACUUGUCAAGGGCACCAUUGUAAAGGCGCCAAGGCGGAGGAGAGACCCUGUGAGAAUGACCUAUGUGAAGGUCCUAUAGGUUGGGGAAACUGGACACAAUGGUCGAUAUGUGAUAGCAACAAUGAACAACACAGGAAAAGAGAAUGUGUAAACUCUGGACUUUGUGAUGGGCAACACAUUGAGUCAAGAAUGUGUAUAAAUAUGGGAGUUUCAGAGAAAUGUACUACAACAAGUAGUAAGCUGGCCUUCCUAGUCAUUGGGAUAGUGUUUGGAUUUUUGCCUGGUUUGAUAUACUUGGGUUACUGCACAUUUCGAAAAAAGAAAAACGUGAUUCCGAGCUCGCCGCAUUAUAUAACCGAACAAAAUCCCUACAUAUCUGUGCCGACAAAAGACAAGCUGCCCAGGAAGUGCAGUGCCGCCUCUUCUCAUUCAUAUAUACCCAAAGAUGGCACUGUCAAGUCUCAAAGCAAAUUCAAUUUUGCGGACGAGAUAACGACGUUAAAAAAAAAUCAUCAGGAUAAGACCCUUCAUUAUAAGGAUGAUUAUUUGUAUGAAUAGUUCAAUAAGUACUGAUUAAUUAAUUUAUUGCUUACAUGCAAAUGUGAUAAUAUACUAUGUAUAGCUUAUAUGGUCAACAUUUAAAUCCAUUUCAUGAUAUUUAUUUUCGUGUGUACAUAUAUUCAAAUAUUUUAUAAUAAAAUUCUAUGCAAGAAGGCCAUAUAAAUAUUUAUAAUAACUCAAAUUGGGUCAAUAAAUUUUAUGUUUAAUGUUUAUGUGUGUU